Penicillium subrubescens is the source of this 2193-nucleotide messenger RNA. RefSeq names its product alpha,alpha-trehalase. Gene Ontology annotation, cellular component: cytoplasm. Lineage: Eukaryota; Fungi; Ascomycota; Eurotiomycetes; Eurotiales; Aspergillaceae. Bases 1 to 2193 code for a protein of 730 amino acids. The record is from RefSeq and is a predicted model, not a curated record. Gene Ontology annotation, molecular function: calcium ion binding; alpha,alpha-trehalase activity. The transcript is spliced from 5 exons. Gene Ontology annotation, biological process: trehalose catabolic process.
AUGACCUCGUCAAAUGGGAACCACAAACGGGUGCCAUCCCUUGAUCCCUUUUCGCACCCUGAUGUCUACUACGGCGAUGAAGAUUCCCUUGCAAGGAUCAGAGAUCGCAGACGCGCGUUUUCGACGAGCGUGAAGGACUACAACCGUGGAGAUAUCUCUGAGUUACUGGGUACAUUGCCAUCGAGACGAGGUAGUCACGAUGAGUCUUCGGGACAACCUCGCAAGUUCCUCAUCAAUGUGGAUGAGACGCUCGAUGCCCUGCUGAAGCAGGAGGAUACCGAUAAGAACAUGCAGAUCACAAUCGAAGAUCUUGGACCUAAGACACUCUCUGUCGGAACUGCAGGAUCGUCGGGACACAACCGCGUCGACGUACGCGGUACCUACAUGCUUUCCAACCUCCUGCAGGAGCUUACCAUUGCCAAAGACUACGGUCGCAAGCACAUUGUUCUUGAUGAGGAACGUUUGAGCGAGAACCCAGUUGCCCGCCUCUCGCGACUCAUCAAGAACUCCUUCUGGAAGGCACUGACAAGACGUAUCGAUGGGUCCAACAUUGAGGUCGCGGGCAAGGAUCCCAAGGACUGGACUGAUGACCCGCGACCCCGUAUCUAUAUCCCCCCUGGUGCUCCCGAACAAUUCGAAUACUACUCCAAGAUUGCCGCGGAGCAUCCAGAGCUUCGCCUUGAUGUGGUGAUGCUUGAUGCCGACAUUACUUCUGACUAUGUCAUGAAGCUCAAGCAGAAGCCUGGAUUGCUGGCCUUGGCAAUGACCAAGAAGCACAACGACGAAACUGGGGAGGAUGAAUACACUGGUGUCCCAUUCGUGGUUCCGGGAGGUCGUUUCAAUGAGCUCUACGGAUGGGAUAGCUACAUGGAGUCCUUGGGUCUCCUCGUGAGCGAUCGCGUUGAUCUUGCCAAGGGCAUGGUCAUCAACUUCUGCUUUGAAAUAAAGCACUACGGCAAGAUUCUCAACGCGAAUCGCUCCUACUACCUGACCCGCUCGCAGCCUCCAUUCUUGACCGAUAUGGCUCUGCGGGUGUAUGAGCGCAUCAAGAACGAUCCUGAUUCGAGAGAGUUCUUGCGGAACGCCGUUCUUGCCGCUAUCAAGGAAUAUUACAGUGUCUGGGCCGCUGAGCCGCGCCUUGACCCUGUAACUGGUCUCUCGAGAUAUCGCCCCGAGGGCUGGGGUGUACCGCCAGAGACGGAGCCUACUCACUUCAUCCAUUUGCUGAUGCCGUAUGCCGAGAAGCACGGUAUGAGCUUCGAGGACUUUGUUGAGGCGUACAACUCGCGCGCUGUGGUCGAGCCUGAACUCGACGAAUACUUCCUGCAUGAUCGUGCUGUCCGCGAGUCCGGCCACGAUACCAGCUAUCGUCUGGAGCGGGUAUGCGGCAACCUGGCCACCGUUGACCUCAACUCCCUGCUGUACAAAUACGAGGUCGACAUUGCACGCAUCAUCCGUAUUCACUUCAAGGACAAGCUCGAAAUCCCCAUCGAGUUCCGCACGCCCUCCACCAAAGACAUCACGACCGAGUCUUCGUCGACCUGGGAUCGCCGUGCCCGCAAGCGCAAGCAGCGCAUGGAUCAGCUUCUCUGGGACGCCGACAAGGGCAUGUUCUUCGACUACGACACCGUCAAGCAGCAGCGCACCGACUACGAGACUGCAACCACAUUCUGGGCACUGUGGGCUGGAUUGGCCACGCCCGCGCAAGCUGCGACAAUGGUGGCCAAGGCCCUACCUCGGCUUGAAGCUUACGGCGGUCUAGUCUCCGGUACGGAAGAGUCGCGUGGCCCGGUAGGCUUGGAGCGCCCGAACCGGCAGUGGGACUUCCCCUACGGCUGGGCGCCGCAGCAGAUGCUCGCGUGGACGGGUUUCCUACGAUACGGUUACCAGGAGGAAGCAGAGCGGUUGGCGUACAAGUGGUUGUACAUGAUCACCAAGGCCUUUGUCGACUUCAAUGGUGUAGUUGUUGAGAAAUAUGAUGUGACCCGCCCGAUUGACCCGCACCGGGUCGAUGCCGAGUACGGCAAUCAGGGAACCGAUUUCAAGGGGGCGCCACGUGAAGGGUUCGGCUGGGUUAAUGCCAGCUAUGUGUAUGGCCUUGAGAUUCUCAAUGCGCAUAUGAGGCGCUCGUUGGGUGCUAUCACCCCGUACGAGACGUACAAGAAGGCUGUUGAUGCAUCGGAUGCAUUUUAA